AUGCGAGACGUAUACUCAAAGGCCGACCACGUGUUUGUAUGGUUAGGCGAGGAAGAUGGGACGAUAGCGCUAGCGAUCAGCUCUAUUCAUGCGAUUGUUGCACAGUGCAAGGAGGAAACUCAAAAUUUUGUUAAGUUGGUCGAUAUAAUAUGGGCUGACAAAACGUACACAUACUCCGACGCUGGUCUGCCAUCUGUAUGCGAUUGGGAGGCGUUGUACAGCUUCUUCUCGUCUCCCUGGCACACCCGCCUGUGGCCGAUCCAGGAGGUCUGCCUCGCCAAAGAGGCAAUAUGCCACCGUGGACAGCAUACUAUUCUGUGGAGCAAGAUUGCAUUGGCCGCCCGGUGGAUGUAUCACAGGAAAUAUUGGACCAUUGGCAAUCAAAGAUGCCGCGGUUUGGAUUGCGCGGCCGAGGUGUACCAUAGCUCUGGCGGACCCAAUGGUUUAUACGAACACCUGCAGCUUUGCCCGUACUUCGACGCAACGGAUCCAAGAGAUAAAAUCUUCGGCCUCCUAGGCCUUAGACCCCCUUCCUCCCCAGGCGCAGAGGGCCAAAGCUUUGCGAUUGUGCCCAAUUACCAGCGCAUGUCCCUGAAGGACGUGUACGCGGCUGCCGCCAGAGUUGCGAUUGCCGAGGGGAGCUUCGUGGUGCUGAAGCGAGCCACUUUCCUACUUCCGCCGCCGCUCGAUAUACCGUACCCGGACACGCUACAGAUUGGUUCAUUUCCGUCAUGGGUACCGAGAUUAGAUGGUUCGUGGGAUGCCCGACGAGGGUCGCCUAUGCCAAUAAUUGCUAGGGCUGGGAAAUCUGCGGGCGGAGAUUUCAGGCUAAGACCUGUCUCUCUACCUGAUGAUGCAGACGUUUUGCUGCUUCGUGGUCUGGUAGUCACCAAGGUCGCACGAACUAGCAAGCCUUUGAGCUAUGAGGUCCUUGACGAUCCAGCCGAAGCCGCAAACGUUAUAAGGCAUGCGUGGGCCAUAGCUACGGAACAGUAUUCAGCAUCUUAUGACGCUAGAGGGGCUCUAAUAAUGUUCAUUUUCACGCUUACUAGUGCUGGAAGAAACGCCAAUGGCCAAAUGAUUUACGGGGACCUUGCACAUGAACAAAGAUUCGCCGCCUUUAUGCUCAACCACGGCGGCCUCGACACGCAAGUAGACAAAGUUCUAUCAGGAUUUGUGGCGGACCACGACCCUAAGGAAUUUCUCGGGUCAUUGGUUGAAACUACUAUGAACAGAUGCUACAUCAUCGGCAACUCCGGAGAACAAGCGCUGGGGCCCAUCGGUGUACAAGUAGAUGAUAUCCUUGUUAUCAUCUUGGGGGCGGAUGUGCCUUUCAUCUUGAGACCAGUUGAAAACAAGUGGCGACUUAUAGGCGACGCCUAUGUUCACGGUAUAAUGGAGGGUGAAUAUAUUGAGAUGAUGAACAUCCGUGGAAUUCUCGACAAAAACGUGCUUCAAUUUGCAACGAUAUGA
This is a messenger RNA of Annulohypoxylon truncatum, 1473 nucleotides long. RefSeq lists its product as uncharacterized. The transcript has 2 exons. The record is from RefSeq and is a predicted model, not a curated record. Bases 1 to 1473 code for a protein of 490 amino acids. Lineage: Eukaryota; Fungi; Ascomycota; Sordariomycetes; Xylariales; Hypoxylaceae.